Messenger RNA from Porites lobata, 12823 nucleotides. Lineage: Eukaryota; Metazoa; Cnidaria; Anthozoa; Scleractinia; Poritidae. The record is from the annotation of a GenBank genome assembly.
AAGGAUCCAAAGAAGCCAUCUGCUCACAUCGAAGCUGCCAACCUAAGACACAAGACUUAUCAGGCCAACAUAAGUACUUCAACUAUGUCUCAGUUUAUAACACCCCGACACAUAGAUACUAAACUCUCAAAGCAGGCAUUUAAAAGAGUUCUUUUUUUAAGCUUUCUCUUUUAACUGCCACAUGACAAGGUCAUUUGGGAGUGGCUGAUCGGGAAGAUUGUGAUAGGCCCAAAAUAUCGUGAAAGUAUUAUGGGAUAAGCAAGUUUUUUUUACCAGAUUCCCUCUUCUCUCCCUCCCACCGAAUCUCUCGCGCUUUUCAGGGGACUGAGGAAAAGAAGUUUUGGUUCGAAACAGUUUUCAAAAGAUUUGAGACCCCGGGCCACCUUUUAAGCGUCCAAACGUUAAUGUUCGUUGAAUGUUAGUUGUUUAUCAUAGUUUUAAAACUCCAAAGAGAAACAGAAAAAAACGACCAUGAACAUUUUUUUAUCUUUAACCCGCUACCGCGUCAGUAUAAUUCUUCCCUUAAUUUUUUUUUCUAGUGAUCAAAGACUGGUCAGUCAGUGCCCCGUUCAGCCAUCUUGCAGGCGGCAUGAAGUACCAGGAUGGAAAACUGACUGUGCUGUACUGGACGGUACUAUAUUUACCUGCAGAUCUACUGCAUAACGCCAGAAAGAGUCUAUGUUCGUGCAAACAACCGAGUCAUCACCAUGAUUCAAUCACCUACAACUUCGAGUACCAUGUACGUAGGUGGAGUUUUUCACCUGAAAGCUGGUGACGUCAUCACGUUUGGUUCUGCUUAUGCCAAUUUCCGAGUUUUCAUGAACAGCAUUCACACCUACUUUGGCGCGUAUUUGAUUUGAAAGUCAACUAAUUGCUGAGUGGCAAAAUCGUCUUUUUUAUUAAUAAAACGUUUUUGUUGCAAACAACAUGGUGACUGCACUACAACGUUACAAGUUUAAUAAAUGGAGGUCUCAUUAAAAAGGUUGAUUUGCUUUACUGUGCGGCGACUACUCGAACCGGGGCACUUGAAAGAAGAUUGUCCAAUCGCAACGAUUUCUGAAAAGAAAAGAUUCUCAAGUAUUUUUGCAAACGGACCAAUAAAAUUCAAGAUUCAACUAUAUGCAACCACUGAAAACUUUCACGUCGUUUGAACUUACUGACCUCUCGGGAAACAGCCCUCAAAUUUACGAAGGUUAUUGGUCCGUUUGCAAAACACUUAAUAAUGUUUUGUUUGCAGAAAUCAUUCUGAUUGGACAAUCUUCUUCCAAGAGCCUCGGAUUCAGGUAGUCGCUCUGUAAUAGAAUAAGCCAUUUUCUAGUAGAUAUGUCAAAACUGUUUCCAAUGAAUAGUGCGUUACUUCUGUAAUGGGUAUUUUAAGAUUUAAAUAAAAGAAUCGAUAGAGUGUGUAUAACUGACUAAAAUUAAAAAUGAAAGGCAUUUUAAGAGAUGAGUCGAAAGAAAUAACUCCGUACUGGAACUUUUGAGCAAAUCUUAUCCCAAGUUUAAAAGCUGCUAAUCCUGACGUUGUAAUUUGACAGGAAUCAGCAGAAAAGUCUGUCUUUAUGCGCAAUUAUAAUAAUUCAAAUAGUUAUUCAGCCAAUGCCAGCGAGGAAGGAAACAUGACUGACCUUUUUUUUUCUAGUUCUUUCCCCUUUUUUUCACCACGCUUUCAGUUUGAGUAUGCCAAAGACGCAGAGAGCGUUGAUAACGUAAAAGAGAGGAGGAGGGGGAAGUAAAUAAAUAAAUAAAAUAAAUAAAAUAAAUAAAUGGGGAUAAAAGGGAUAAGUUUCCCCACUCUCCGUUUUUCCCAGGUACAAUUUCAAGCCGUUUGAUGCGAGGGAACGCUAGGGCACAAAACGUUUUUGGCACCCUGGUUCUAAAUCAUUAUAAAUAUUGAUUCUAAUACACAUUUUGCUAAAGCAAAGUUAAGAGCAUUAAAGAGGUGGUAGUGAAUGGUAAAAUUAAGAAAAACAACAACAAAUUAAAAGAAACUCAAAAAGGAAGUUACAACCAACUAUUCCACCUUUUGCUACAUGUUUUGCUCAAAUUCCUCUGUACAUGUAUAAAAGCAUUGAUCUUAAAGAGUGUUACGAAAUCAGCUCAAAAUGACUGAAAAUUGUCAGUCCUCCUCUGAUUAAAAAUUUCGCCAGGAAGCAGACGUUAAAUGAACUCGUCUCAUUCGAUCGUUUUUAAAAGACAGAGCGUGUUUAGUUUCUAUUGUGCGUAAUCCUUAGGAAAAACGUUCACCCUCUAACCGAGAGAAUUUUCGAAUCAAAGGAUAUUUCUAUAAAACAGGGCGUGGCCGGUCUUCUGAUGCAGUCAUACUUAAUUUUGUAAAUGAAAUUGGAAGAUUUAUGGAAUAUAAUUAUUAUUGGCCCAUUUAGAUUUUUAACUCUUGAUUAGUUUUGUAUCAAAUUUCCAACAUUUGAAUUGUAACGACUUUCCGAUUCUUCAUUAAAUCCCCUGAAGAAGGAAGGCUUGUCCAUCCGAAAUAUCGGGAAACCCCAAGUCGCUUUUCUCUUUGCUGUUUUGUUAUUAAUGUCUCUAUAACUAUGUGCUCCUGCUUAAAUUAGUGCCAUGGGAUAUCUUGAAAAUGCUUAACGGAAGACCGACGCACUUUAAAAAACCUAACAGUUUGUAAAGAUCCAGGGCUUAAUUCUAUAGAUCCCGAAUUACACCUGUCAUGUUUAAUUGAGUGAGAUUUGUCUAGUAGUCAGUAUAGGCUGCUCGGUUGUUUAAAGAAGUCUCUAGUAAUUUAAAGCCUCGGGUUAUGGCUACAUUACGAAAAAUGGUAUAUUUGAGCCUCGUGUUAAACAGAUCAGAGCGAAGCUGCGCCUCACCGAUCUUUACAGUGGACAGUCACCUAUCUAAUAGGUUUCUGCGCCACUCUUCGAAGCAGUCUGAACACAAGGUGUUCAUUGUAGGCAGGAGUAUUUUUCAUGUCGAUUUUACAAGCCAUCGGAUAGAGAGUAAGUAGUACCCGGCUAACUCUCGUCCCAUUUGCCUGGGGCUUCCUGUUGAGUGGCGAGUCGCCGGCAAAAAACCUCGGUGUCUGGUAACGUCGUCGUUUGGUCGAUAGGCCGGGAUUGAGUCGCUAGUCGCUUUUUACAUGUCUUUGGGGUGAGAGAAGAUUGGGCUAGGUUGAGGCUUGCGGGAAAUCCCUUCCCAUGCGUCCCGCGCGCUCAACCUAAACUCAAUCUUCUCUCACUUCCCUCACUUCAAAUACACAUAAAUAGUGACUGGGUACGAGUCUGGGACUGAGGCGUUCGAAAGAAGUGGAGAGUUAAAGAAAAUUAUCGAUUAACUCUCAUGCUUCCAGUUCCCAGCCAGCCUUUUUUCUUUCUACGUACUCAUGAAUUACAUGACGAACAGUAUAAAAAGAAAUGACUCCGGAAUACGUUGGCUUCAGAAUGCCACCAGUUCGUGAUCUGACCCCUAAAUUCCGGGUUGCGAGCACUCAACUUAAAGUAAGAAAGAAGGAGGUUGAUACCCUUUUUUGAUAUAUCGAAGCGUCUUUCAUAGUUUUAUUUAUCAACAAUGAAUAUCUUUGUUGCUUUCAGGGAACUUCCGUGAUGUUGCUUUUAGACACUGGUGUUAGACAAAAACGGAAGUCUGUCGGGUAAAAAUGUAAAAUUCUCUUGUUUGUUCAGAAAAGUACGGAACAGAUAAAACUCAAUGAUAAGGCUGGUGAGAUUCCAUGCUGGGGUAUUUGGGUUGUUUUUUCGCUAAACCUUUUGGGCUCAAAAAUACGAUUUUUUUUUUAAUCAAUCGCAGACUCUGAAAGACGGUUAAUCCAGUCACAUGAACGAAAUUCGCGUCCUUUGAAUACAAAUGAAAUUGAAAGGCUUGUCGUCAUGCUUUAUUGCAUAAUUAUCAGGAGCAAUUCUUCACUCUGUCAAAAAGAGUCAACUAACGUUUCUAAAAAUUGUACGUCUUCUUCAAUUUGAAUCGAGUUUCACGGUUUCACUGUUCUAUUACGAGAGGACGCCAUGCUUCUGACGCGAGAGUACAUUCGAGCCCGGUUCCUCAAAACUCAUUGUGCAUAUUAAGCAAUGAUUAAAAUAGUGUAACUUUCAAUUGAGGUUUCCUUGCCUAAGAACACUGUUGAGCCUUUACUUAUAAAUGAAGUUGUGGUAAUGCAAAGGAAGUAAAAUACAAGAAUGAGGCCUUCUUAGAGGUGGGGAGAGUACAUAUCUCCCUGCCAUGUCCCUAUCGGUAUUUUACCUGUAUCGCGUUUUGUAAAGUUGUUCACUGAAAACAAAAGCGAGUUGUUUGUGUUAUGGCUAAUCAGUGAUCACUUAACCAUCCGGCUUUCGGGAAGGGCUUCGAAGGAUCAACGCCAUUACAAUUGCAAUACCUGGUUCAUUAGUAACGUAUUCAGUGUAAUUUCACGUUCCCUCCUAAGCCCAAAUUAUAUCACAAAGUGAAAAUUCUAAUUUAAUUCUCAACACGAUAGAAACUUGUCGCGUUUCAAUGUAAAUAAAGUAUUUCCGUUCAGCUUUUUAUACCCGUGGCAGAAAAAUUUCGGGGUCCCCAGAUUCAAUCGAUUAUAACUAGUGUCUCGAAGUUUUCCUCAGUUUUUAGAGGGGUUCAUCUUCGCUGAGUUUCAGUAGCUUUGUUGGCCCGGACUGUACAGCAAUUGAAAUGCGUCUUUGACUUCAUAUAUCUUAUUCGCUAAAGAGGAACAAAUGGACCAUUUGUAGGGGAAAAAUGAGAAACGUCUUACAUAAGCAAACACAAGAAGUUUGAAUUUGCUCUAAACGGUCUCAGAGAAAAAAAUUCAUAACAAAAACAACCUCUCUUUCAGCCGGAAAGGAAAAGAUUAUAUACAAUAUAAAUAAAAUGAAAUAACUAUUUAUUAGCAACUAAGUAAACUUCCAUUUAUGCUAAUUUGUCACAAAUGAAGAUAACUUUCAGAAAUUGUCUUCUUUUCUGACGUUUUCUUUUUGUAGAGUUUUAGUUUCAAAUCCUAGCGGUAGAAAAUGAGUUAUUCUUCUCCAUUUCUUUUCUUGUUUCACAAAGAAAACUAGUCUCAUUUUAAGCCCUGGCUCAAGCUCGCUAUUGAUUUAAGUGCUUGUUAAUAUUAAAAAUAGAUAGUACGCCGUCUGCUUUUGUGUAAAUCUCUUACACAGCGAAAGUCACUGACAGAAUACAGUUCCCGAGACACUAAAAGGAACAAAUGUGGGAAUAAGCUUCACUUAUCUCAGCGUGUGUGUUUGGUUGCCUUUUUGUGUAGUUUAAUUUUAUAGUUAAUUUGUGCCUCGCUGUUUGGCUUGGCGUUAUUGUUCCUCCCUAACGAAAGUGAUUGCCAGCCGGAGGCCGGAGACUCUCGACUCGCCUGCUGUAGACAAACAGCUCAAAAUGGUUUUAAAAUGGUUUAAAUUACUAAGAUCUACUUUUCUGUUAAUCUCGCCGAGAUCUCAGUUUAAUUUUUGCAUGGGUACUGUUUGUAAAAAAAAAAAAAAAAAUUGGCUCCUAUGAUUUCACAAUUAAUGUUUGAAAACAAACAAAAAGUUAGACCCUCAUGCGAAUGAGUUUUCGUUAAUCGUUGUUAGAAAGGUAGAAGUUAUGUUUUACAAUGAUCGUUCUUCAGAUACUGCUUUCCUCGGAACCCACAGAAAAUUUAGUAAAGUUUCCAUUUUGCUGUUGAGAGUGGUGAAGAAAUUUUGACAAUAAAAGAAUUUAAAAUAGGAAUUUAUCAAAGAAUUUAGUUUAAAUCACGGGUAAUUAAUCAAAUCGCAGAAGGGUUCAAUUAUAAAAAGGGUUGUUAAAAAGAUGUAAAGUAGCAUUGGACUGCUGAUGAUCGUUUCCCAUGCAUUUUAUGCCCCAUGCAAGCUGAUACAAAAGCUGAUAGAAAUUCGGGGCCAUGAAAUCUUAUUCAUAACUUUAAGGCGAUCAAAGACUAAAAAUCAAUUUACAUCUGAAAGUAUGUUAUAUCUUAAGGAAAGCGCAAGAAAAAGCACAGGAGUCAACUUACGCAAGCGAGACUCAUAAUCUGCAACCCGUUUUUCGCCCCGGUUGGCGGGGGGGAGUAGUCCCUUAUAUAGGCUAUAUAGGUCUUAUAUAGGCUAUACAGGCUAUUUAGGUUUUGGUCUGAAUCGACCAUUUUGUCUGAAAUAGGGUAUGGUUUGUGCACUCUAGUCUUGAAUUGGGUAAGUUUUUUAGAAGAAUUAGCUACGUCUUCAUCAUUUGGUAAUAAGACCAUUCCCUUUCAAUGUUUACGCCAACUACCGUGUACGUGCCGUAACAGCUUGUCACGCGCUCCGGUCACGCGAAGGGCUCCCGGCCUUCAGGUAUCAAAUUUUUGAUCAGGUCUGAAAUAGGGUAGGGAAAAUCACAGAUUUUGGUCUGAAAUAGGGUAAGGGUUUCAAGAAGCGUGCUGCACACCCCCUCCCAAUUUUUCUGGAAGUACCCCCCCGGAAUUUUUGGGAUACAAAAAGCAGGUCAUUGUGCCAGGCGUUCCUUGCGGAGACCGUGGAAACUGGGACUAAGAAUCUUUGCGUGAUGGAAGCCACGCAUGUUUUGCGAAGAAAGCUUAAGAAAGAUUAAAUUUAGAGCUUUUCCAAAACGUGUCGGUCCACGAAUUCUAUCGCUUGAAAGCGUCGAUUACUUUGGAGCGAGUGAACACUACUGAGCGGUCGAAAAAAAUAAGAAUCUUAAUUAGCAAAUUACACGCGUAUAGGCUGCUACCGCAGAGAUAUUUUUGGUCGUCGCUAACACGCAUACUACAUCAAUUCAGAAACAAGAUAAGAAGUAUCGACGUCGAUAAAGAAGGAAGUAAAAAAUCUUUAGCGAGUAAAUCAUGUUUCUUGUAGUAUUAAUCGCCUCCUCAUUUCUCGAUCCAAUCUCCAAGCAGUCGAUACCUGAAUGCCGCUGUAAGCGUGUUCUUGUUAUAUGUAAAUUGGAUCAUGGUUCAUCUGCGUUGUAGUGAAAAAGAUCAAAGGACUGAAUCGCACGGUCGUCACAAUAUAGAGUGUAAAAUAUGCAAUUAGUAUAGACUGUUGCGGUUAAUAUUAAAGUUUGGCCGCGAACGUACAAGAAGAAAGUAAUCGUUGUACUAAAACAGAAUAAAUAUUCAGUUUCACAAAAUGCUUUUAUCCAAAGGAAUCAUCUUAAUUAGUACAUGGAAAAAAGAAGAAUGACCGUGCAAUCUAGUUUUGGUACCUGCUAAAAGUUAGACCGAAAGUAUAAGGCCUUUCUUAAUAACACUUCAAGUUUAGGCUUGGACCUUAAAGAAACAGUUGUUAUCGGUGGUGAAAGUAGCUGAAAGUGAAGACCCAUAAAAAAUUCUGAAACACGAACGAAAUUCAAGUCCUGUUAUAUGAAUAACACUACGAGCCUCAGCGCUCCGGAAGUUAAAAAAUUCGUACCGUCUGGUUGCUAUGAAGUGACGUAAUCAUCCAGUUGAGUAUCCAUCACCGUAACACUUUUGCGGUCAACUACCGCAGCGCUCGUAAAGUACUUUAAUUAAAACCGUGUUCAAAACCCUGUAGGAAGUCUGUUUAUUUUUGAGUCGAUUAAUGCACUGCUGACUUUCACGAGGUCAACUUUUGCAUAAAUUAUCAAACAUGAUGUUAACCGGGAAAUCUACCUAUGGUUCGCGGGGGAAGCAACUUCUAUAGCGGCGCAAGACAAAUGUUUCGAGAGUCGAGGAUGUGCUCACAAACUAUUCAUGUAUGCGACGAAAGGAGAAAUCACUGGCAUGAUAGCUGCAUGUAAAAUUAAUUUUAUCAAUCCAGGUCGCGCCGUGUUCGCUCGAGAACGUUGUGACAACUUCGUUUGGCGCGCUCCUCAAUACUUCCAAAACAUGUUGUAAUCGGUAAGUAGACUUAAGCACUUAGUAUCGCCAAGCCAUUCGAAUCAGUGUAUACCCAAUUCUUUGUCUGAAGAUUCUCGCAAACACAUAUACCAAGUAAAUCUGGAUGGAAGAGAAAAUUGUCUCCCUAAACGCAGCCAGAUUAUAUUUUGAAGGAUGGCGGCACAAUUCAACGCGUCUUCCAGGUCAGCCCUAAUUUAUAGUUCGUAAGAGUAUAAAUUGCGAUCUCCCUAUUAAGCUUUCUUUGAUAAAACUUCAGUGGAAACAAAACAACGCAGACAUGACAUUCUCCUGCAUGAGACACAAUCGGCUGAAGGAAAUAUCUGUUUACAAGUCGGGUAAAUUAUCCAUUCUUGCGCACCGCAAAAUCAGCUAAAAUCAUGAGCGCUUCUAAGAAUACCACGUUUAGAACUUCGACGCGUAGGAAAAAAGGCAGUUGUUCUAUAUCCUUUCUGGUUCAUCCAGGUAGAAGUCCUGGCAUGAUAUAAUUAUGCCUGAGCGCUUCUAGGAUAUGUAACACGUUUAGCAUUUCGACCCGUAGCCGUAAAAAAAAUUUAGGCAGUUGUUCUAUAUCCUUUCUGGUUCAGCCAGGUAGAAGUCCUGGCAUGAUGUUAUUAUGCCUGAGCGCUUCUGGGAUAUAUAACACGUUUAGCGUUUCGACCCGUAGCCGAAAAAAAGAAAUUAGGCUGUUGUUCUAUAUCCUUUCUGGUUCACCCAGGUAGAAGUCCUGGCACGAUGUUAUUAUGCCUGAGCGCUUCUAGGAUAUAUAACACGUUUAGCAUUUCGAUCCGUAGCCGAAAAAAAGAAAUUAGGCAGUUGUUCUAUAUCCUUUCUGGUUCAUCCAGGUAGAAGUCCUGGCAUGAUAUAGUUAUGCCUGAGCGCUUCUAGGAUAUAUAACACGUUUACCAUUUCAACCCGUAGCCGCAAAAAAAAAAUUUAGGCAGUUGUUCUAUAUCCUUUCUGGUUCACCCAUGUAGAAGUCCUGGCAUGUUAUUAUUAUGCCUGAGCGCUUCUAGGAUAUAUAACACGUUUAGCAUUUCAACCCGUAGCCGUAAAAAAAAUUAGGCAGUUGUUCUAUAUCCUUUCUGGUUCAUCCAGGUAGAAGUCCUGGCAUAUUAUUAUGCCUGAGCGCUUCUAGGAUAUGUAACACGUUUAGCAUUUCGACCCGUAGCCGUAAAAAAAAAUUUAGGCAGUUGUUCUAUAUCCUUUCUGGUUCACCCAGGUAGAAGUCCUGGCAUGAUGUUAUUAUGCCUGAGCGCUUCUAGGAUAUAUAACACGUUUAGCGUUUCGACCCGUAGCCGAAAAAAAGAAAUUAGGCUGUUGUUUUAUAUCCUUACUGGUUCACCCAGGUAGAAGUCCUGGCAUGAUGUUAUUAUGCCUGAGCGCUUCUAGGAUAUAUAACACGUUUAGCAUUUCGACCCGUAGCCGUAAAUAAAAAUUUAGGCAGUUGUUCUAUAUCCUUUCUGGUUCACCCAGGUCGAAGUCCUGGCAUGAUGUUAUUAUGCCUGAGCGCUUCUAGGAUAUAUAACACGUUCAGCAUUUCGACCCGUAGCCGUAAAAAAAAAUUUAGGCAGUUGUUCUAUAUCCUUUCUGGUUCACCCAGGUAGAAGUCCUGGCAUGAUGUUAUUAUGCCUGAGCGCUUCUGGGAUAUAUAACACGUUUAGCGUUUCGACUCGUAGCCGAAAAAAAGAAAUUAGGCAGUUGUUCUAUAUCCUUUCUGGUUCACCCAGGUAGAAGUCCUGGCAUGAUGUUAUUAUGCCUGAGCGCUUCUAGGAUAUAUAACACGUUUAGCAUUUCGAUCCGUAGCCGAAAAAAAGAAAUUAGGCUGUUGUUCUAUAUCCUUUCUGGUUCACCCAGGUAGAAGUCCUGGCAUGUUAUUAUUAUGCCUGAGCGCUUCUAGGAUAUAUAACACGUUUAGCAUUUCAACCCGUAGCCGUAAAAAAAAAUUAGGCAGUUGUUCUAUAUCCUUUCUGGUUCAUCCAGGUAGAAGUCCUGGCAUAUUAUUAUGCCUGAGCGCUUCUAGGAUAUAUAACACGUUUAGCAUUUCGACCCGUAGCCGUAAAAAAAAAAUUAGGCAGUUGUUCUAUAUCCUUUCUGGUUCACCCAGGUAGAAGUCCUGGCAUGAUGUUAUUAUGCCUGAGCGCUUCUAGGAUAUAUAACACGUUUAGCGUUUCGACCCGUAGCCGAAAAAAAGAAAUUAGGCUGUUGUUCUAUAUCCUUUCUGGUUCACCCAGGUAGAAGUCCUGGCAUGAUGUUAUUAUGCCUGAGCGCUUCUAGGAUAUAUAACACGUUUAGCAUUUCGACCCGUAGCCGUAAAAAAAAAUUUAGGCAGUUGUUCUAUAUCCUUUCUGGUUCACCCAGGUAGAAGUCCUGGCAUGAUGGUAUUAUGCCUGAGCGCUUCUGGGAUAUAUAACACGUUUAGCGUUUCGACCCGUAGCCGAAAAAAAGAAAUUAGGCAGUUGUUCUAUAUCGUUUCUGGUUCACCCAGGUAGAAGUCCUGGCAUGAUGUUAUUAUGCCUGAGCGCUUCUAGGAUAUAUAACACGUUUAGCAUUUCGAUCCGUAGCCGAAAAAAGGAAAUUAGGCAGUUGUUCUAUAUCCUUUCUGGUUCACCCAGGUAGAAGUCCUGGCAUGAUGGUAUUAUGCCUGAGCGCUUCUAGGAUAUAUAACACGUUUAGCAUUUCGAUCCGUAGCCGAAAAAAAGAAAUUAGGCAGUUGUUCUAUAUCCUUUCUGGUUCACCCAGGUAGAAGUCCUGGCAUGAUGUUAUUAUGCCUGAGCGCUUCUAGGAUAUAUAACACGUUGGCAAUGAAAUCGACCGCAGACUUUAAAAUGUUCUUUUUAGAAGGCACUGAAUUAUUUUUUGCGGACAUUUUGUUUGAUACCGCAUUUUUAAUUAAUUUUAUUUGUCGCCCCAGGAUGAUGACAUGAUUGCGUGAAAAUUGACGCCUCUAUCAUAUUAGAUGCGAAAUACGAUCAGAGAUUAAGGGAAUAGGGAAUGUUGCAAGCUACUGGGUAUCCAGCUGAGAUAGCUGACUUUUACUCAGCUAUCUCAGCUGGAUACUGAUGGGUUUUUUUGGUUGCUAAGACCGUGCAGCUCGUUAUGAUAUGAAUGCCUCGUCAUGAGUUAUUGCAUCAUUUCUUAGUGAAAAAUACUUGUUUUUCUAAACUUCUUAAAAAAAAGUAAACAAAACAGAUAGUAUGAAUCAUCAGCCUACAGUCUACGGCUUCAUUCUCUAAUCACUUUUUACAGGUAACAUCCAAGAGCUGUCGAGGACAUGAAGCUCGUGUUUAUCAUUGUCGCGUCGGUUUAUGCCAACUUGUAUUUCUGCGAAGCGGGAAGUAUUUCAGGAAAUCAAGUAAGAUGAUCCACCGUUCUCUUACUUAUGUCAUCGUCCGUGUGGUAGUAUUUGCUAGUCCUUUAAUAUCGAUAGAUAAAAAGUCGAUCGCACUCCCAAAUAGUCCCAAAGUAUUUUAGAGUUGAUAAGCUUACUUCCUUUUAGUUAAAAAUUACUGACUGUUAAAAAUGGCGUUCGUUGAAGGAAAUCCAUAGAGAUUACAAAAUGUUUUCAAAAUCCUCUUGCAUUCAACUCCUUAAUUUUCCUACUUUUUCUUAAUCAACAGAAAAUUUGCGCAGAUUCUAAGCAGCCAAUCAACAUCAAUGUUUACGGAAAUGGUUGCGCAAAGGUAACAUACAACCACUUUCCUGAGAUACCGCUUGUAGUACUAUAUAUCCGCAUAGCACGUCACUUGUGUGUAUCAUGUAUUUUUAGGGUGAAAAAGGUUCGAAAGGAGACAUGGGAUCCAAAGGGAACAACGGAAGUAACUGCCAAUGUUCCUUACAGGUAAAAGCAACAGUUUAAAAACUAAGAUUAUUAUGGUGAAAAUAUUACAAACCUAUUCACCUUGAAAAGCCGUUAAAAAACUUGUAACAGUAACAAACAUUAAAAAACAAAACAAAACCGAAAUUUUCUGAAAACUGUUUGGUUAAAGAAACAAAUCGAAGUAGGAACUCUUGAGUAGAAUAAGAGAAAAUAACGUUCUUACUUUCUGUCUUAUAAAUUAUUUUUCCUCAAAUAAGUGCCACUUAUAUUAUUCUUUCAUGAGCAGGUUGAUUAUGAUCGAGUAUGAUAUUGUCCUAUGUUUUACAGUAUGAUAUGAGUAUGAUAUUGUUCUUUGUUUGCACAGUAUGAUAUGAGUAUGGCACACGUAUUGUUCUUUGCUUUACAGAAUCCAAACAAGCCAUCUGCUCACAUCGAAUCUGUAAACAGACAAGUCGUGACCUAUCAAGCCAACCAAAGUAUAUGCGUUCUUAACCAUUCCCUACACCUUUAACCAACCACUAAACUUCAUUAACCAUAACAUCGAGUCUGUCAAUGGUCAAAUAACAUCGAAUCAGCUUGUUUAGAUUGUCUUUUGUAAAAUUCGAUGUUUUAACACACUUUAAUAAAUGUGUAUAAAAAGAUAAAAGCUCAGUGUUACAAACAAGAAGAAGAUCAUUCAAAUAUAGACAGUAAUUUAUGGAACACUUAUCAAAAUGUUAAAUUCGUCCAUUUGUUUUUCCGAAGUGGACUAGCGCAUGUAUAAAUAAUAAAUAUAAGCCCUGGAUUACGUCAUGAUAGUGUGCGUUAGUGGAAAACACAAUAAUUAACAUCAACUGUCUUUUAAUCGCACAGUGAUUAAAGACUGGUCUGUUACUGCCCCGUACAGUCAUCUUACAGGCGGCAUGAAGUACAAUGAUGGAAAACUGACUGUGCCUACCACUGGACGGUACAAUGUCUACCUGCAGGUCUACUAUCACAGCAAUGGAAGGGUCCAAGUUUGUGUGAACAGCAAUGUGGUGACCAUGACUCAGCCCCCUACCCCAGGGAAAGGCGACCAUGGUACCCUGUACGGAGGCGGGGUUUUCAACCUGAAAGCUGGUGACAUCAUCACGAUCACUUCAGCUCACAACAACUGCAAAAUUUUCAUGUGGAGCGUUCACACCUACUUUGGCGCGUAUUUGAUUUAA